UGUUCGAGGUGGGAAUGAGGCUCCAUCAUCCUCCGAGAGCUGUGAGCAUCUUCUCUGCUGAGCGAAAAAAAGAACCUCCUACGUCUACAUGUUAACUGACUAGGAUCUCGUAUCUCCCAAGCAUCACAGAAAAACAGAGGAUUGAAAUAACAGCGGAAACACAAUGGCAAGAAACCGCAAAGACAGGGACAGUUGGGGGACCUUUUCUGACAAGAAUACCUAUGACUGGAGCUCAGAGGAGGAGGAACCUGAUGGACGGGCGCGGCCAGUGCAGGUUCUCGUUGUCAAGGACGACCACUCCUUUGAGCUGGACGAGGCAGCGCUGAGUCGUAUCCUGCUGUCUGAGGAAGUUAGGGACCGGGAAGUGGUGGCCAUCUCUGUGGCCGGAGCUUUCCGCAAGGGCAAGUCCUUCCUCAUGGACUUCAUGCUGCGCUACAUGUACAGUCAGGCCUCAGAUGACUGGCUUGGAGACCCUGACGAGCCACUGACUGGUUUCUCCUGGAGAGGCGGUUCUGAGCGAGAGACAACUGGCAUUCAGAUUUGGAGUGAAGUUUUCCUGGUGGACAAGCCAGAUGGCCGGAAGGUGGCGGUCUUGCUGAUGGAUACACAGGGCACCUUUGACAGCCAAUCAACACUAAGGGAUUCUGCCACAGUUUUUGCUCUCAGCACCAUGAUAAGCUCCAUGCAGGUGUACAACAUCUCUCAAAAUGUGCAGGAAGAUGAUCUUCAGCACUUACAGCUUUUCACUGAAUAUGGAAGACUAGCCAUGGAGGAAACUUUCCUGAAACCUUUCCAGUCCAUGAUUUUCCUGGUUCGGGACUGGAGCUUUCCCUAUGAGUUUCCCUACGGACAAGAGGGAGGCAUGAAGUUUCUGGAGAAGAGACUCAAGAUUUCAGAGAACCAGCACGAGGAACUGCAGAACGUGAGGAAACACAUCCACUCCUGCUUCACCAACAUCUCCUGCUUCCUCAUGCCCCACCCAGGCCUCAAGGUGGCCACCAAUCCACACUUCGAUGGCAGGCUCAGAGAGAUAGACAGCGAGUUCAUCAACAACCUGCAGGUGCUGGUUCCCUGGCUGCUCAGCCCACGCAACCUGGACGUGAAGGAGAUCAACGGCAACAACAUCACCUGUCGUGGCCUGCUGGAGUACUUCAAAGCUUACAUAAAGAUAUACCAAGGAGAAGAGCUGCCUCACCCAAAAUCCAUGCUACAGGCCACAGCGGAAGCCAAUAACCUUGCAGCAGUGGCAGCGGCUAAGGAUUUGUAUAACAAGAAGAUGGAGGAGGUGUGCGGAGGUGACCGGCCCUUCCUGGCCCCGAGCGAGCUGCAGGCCCGCCACGGGGACAUCCGGGAGGAGGCACUGCAGGUGUUCCGGGGGGUGAAGAAGAUGGGCGGCGAGGAGUUCAGCCGCCGCUACCUGCAGCAGCUGGAGGCGGAGAUCGACGAGGUCUUCGUCCAGUACAUCAAGCACAACGACUCCAAGAACAUCUUCCACGCCGCGCGCACCCCGGCCACGCUCUUCGUCGUCAUCUUCGUCAUGUACGUGGUGGCCGGGGUGACGGGCUUUGUGGGCGUGGACAUCAUCGCCAGUGUCUGUAACAUGAUCCUGGGCCUGGCGCUGAUCACGCUCUGCACCUGGGCCUACAUUCGCUAUUCCGGGGAGUACCGGGAGCUCGGCGCCGUCAUCGACCAGGUGGCUGGAGCGCUGUGGGACCAGGGAAGCACAAACGAGCUGUGUCUGCCCCUGCAGGCUCUCUACAAGCUGUACAGCGCAGCCGCAAGUCACAGACACCUGUACCACCACGCCUUCCCUGGCCCCCAGGCCGAGGCCCCCGAGGAACAGGAGCGGAAGAAGAACUGAACUCCGUACGCUUGGCCAGUGCACUGCAGGGGCUUCUGGGUCACUAAAGUAGCAUGACGGACAGAGAGGGGGGCGGAGCAUCCUCACCCACUGGGCACUCUAUUAUUCUCUGAUUGACUGGAACAGUCUAGUAAUGCAUACACUACUAUAUAGCUAACGGGAACAAAGUGAGAUCCAUACACUGCGGCUAAAUCCCUUCCCGCAGGGGCGCAGGCUUCAAACAAUGGAAAUCACGCAUCAUUGUUUUUCAGCUCAAUUUAUUCAAUGUUUUUUUGUUUGUUUCGGAGUAAAAUAUCUGUGUAUAUAUUCAUUCAAUGGACACGGGGGUGAAACUGUGACACAAUGAGAGUUGUGGCGAGUCUAUAUGCAGGUAUAUAUUUACUGUUGUUGUUCAAGUAGACGGGCACUUUAUCAAUGAUUAAAAGAAGCA
This is a messenger RNA of Megalops cyprinoides (Indo-Pacific tarpon), 2291 nucleotides long. It is a transcript of the gene atl1, whose product is annotated as atlastin GTPase 1. Bases 164 to 1861 code for a protein of 565 amino acids. Gene Ontology annotation, molecular function: GTPase activity; GTP binding. The transcript is spliced from 14 exons. The record is from RefSeq and is a predicted model, not a curated record. Gene Ontology annotation, biological process: protein homooligomerization; endoplasmic reticulum organization. NCBI's taxonomy places the organism in Eukaryota, Metazoa, Chordata, Actinopteri, Elopiformes, Megalopidae.